GACGACAGCAGCGGGUGCUUCAGCGAGGAGAAUCUUGUGGCCUGCGUGCUGGACCUGUUCUUUGCGGGCACAGAGACAACGUCCACAACCCUCCGCUGGGCUUUGCUCUACAUGGCUGCGUACCCAGAAAUUCAAGCGCGUGUGCAAGCGGAGCUGGAUGCUGUAGUGGGGCAGACGCGGCAGCCAGGCCUGGAUGACCAGGCCAGCCUGCCCUACACCAACGCGGUGGUCCACGAGGUGCAGAGGUUCAGCAAUAUCCUCCCUGUUGGCGUUCCCCGGAUGACCACGCGGGACACCCUGCUCGGGGGCUUCCUCGUGCCCAAGGGCACCCUUCUGAUGACCAGCUUGAACUCAGUGCUCAUGGACAAGGAGUGGGAAACCCCUGAUGCUUUUAACCCCGAGCACUUCCUGAAGGACGGCCAGUUCUGCAGGAGAGAGGCCUUCAUUCCAUUCUCCCUAGGGAAGCGCACCUGCCCAGGUGAGCAGCUGGCCCGCGCCGAGAUCUUCCUCUUCUUCACGGCCCUGCUGCAGAAAUUCACCUUCCGGAUGCCGCAGGACACCGUGCCCAGCCUCAGCUACCGCCUGGCUAUUACUCGCCAACCCCAGCCCUACCGCAUCUGCGCCCUGCCGCGUUAG
Molecule: messenger RNA, 636 nt
Organism: Tinamus guttatus (white-throated tinamou)
Lineage: Eukaryota; Metazoa; Chordata; Aves; Tinamiformes; Tinamidae
Source: RefSeq, a predicted model, not a curated record